AUGGUCGUUUGGCUCCGAACUCUCCCGAUCUGCCUGCUCUUUGCUGGCUCGAGGGCUGAUCAAAAUGGGAAUAACAAUCCUUAUGGGAGCAACUUAAAUUAUUAUGCAAGUAAAUACGGAAAUGGCGACGAUGAUGGCUGGAAUGAUGAUCAAUACAACUAUGACGAUGCUUACGCUUCAAGUGGUUCAUACAACAGUAGUACAUACACUGGAGACGAUACGUACGGUGCAUACUCUUCGCAAUCCUAUUCAAAUCUGGUCUAUUCGCAAUCUGGUGAACAAGUGAGAGACGCGAUCGUUGAGAACUGCAAACGACCAACAAUUUCAGUGAAUACAGUUACUAUUCUUUGCGACAGUCCUUACACCUACUACUAUGGAAAUGGCGCCCACCGUGGCAGCACAGUCUGCGACUACGGAGACAUGGCAACAGUUUUGGUCAACUUUAAUGUGAAGUCUAAAAUCCGUACUGUGGACAAGGCAUACAUGACAAUUGCAAUCUAUGCCCAAAAGUCAGAACAAGAACUCCUUUUUGCAGCAAUGAACAUUGACAUGGCCGAUAUUGUAGGCAAGAAAGUCAGCAACAAGGGAAACUACGAGUUCAGCAUGCGAGCCGUGCUCGCGAAAGCAGCCUCGUCAGACAAUUCUCAGUUCGUGCCUAGCUUCCAGAUGGGAUUUUCAACGAUGCAAGACGAGGGAUACAAUCUUGGAGGAGUUAAUAUCAACUGCAAUUACAACGUUCGGACGCAACCGUAUAGCUCCAAGUUCUAUAGAGCAAAGCUGAACAGCAAGAACAAAUUUGGGGCAGGUCCUUCGCUUCACUUCGCCUCAUUCGGUUUCAUGAUCGGUGUGGCUCUUCUAGCUGGAACCUUCUUGUUUUUCUACAACAAAAAGAGGAUAGCUAUGCAAAAACAAGCAGAACGAGACGAUGAUGACGAAAAUGCAGACAACUAUGUGAAUGCAAAGGAUGAUCCAGAGAAUUCUAUUUUCAAGCAAGCUUCUUUACUUUUCAAGUGA
This is a messenger RNA of Cylindrotheca closterium, 1014 nucleotides long. The record is from the annotation of a GenBank genome assembly. NCBI's taxonomy places the organism in Eukaryota, Bacillariophyta, Bacillariophyceae, Bacillariales, Bacillariaceae.